AUGCAGUUCUCCAUCCUUACUCUCUUGACCAUCUGUGCCUCUGUCACUGCACUGCCUGGUUUGACUGACCACAACGGCGCAAAGCCUACCGAUGUGCACGGGUCGGGUUGGACUGGCCAGCACACAGACAACGGUUCUUGGUGUACUACAGCAACCUCUACGGCCACCAUCACCAUUGUGGAUCCCGUCACUAGUACGCAUACUGUCACUUGUACCGAUACCGUCACCGUUACAGACCCUGUCACCACUACAGACACUAUUACAGCUACGGCUACGAUCACCGCUACGUCCACUUCCACUUGCACGGUGACAGCUACCUCUACCGGAACUUGGGGUUCCCAUGGCAAUGGGAACUGGUAA
This is a messenger RNA of Penicillium pulvis, 360 nucleotides long. RefSeq lists its product as uncharacterized. Bases 1 to 360 code for a protein of 119 amino acids. NCBI's taxonomy places the organism in Eukaryota, Fungi, Ascomycota, Eurotiomycetes, Eurotiales, Aspergillaceae. The transcript is spliced from 2 exons. The record is from RefSeq and is a predicted model, not a curated record.